Messenger RNA from Hydractinia symbiolongicarpus, 5818 nucleotides. Its product is annotated as BTB/POZ domain-containing protein 2-like. Gene Ontology annotation, molecular function: protein binding. Gene Ontology annotation, cellular component: cytosol. The record is from RefSeq and is a predicted model, not a curated record. The transcript is spliced from 2 exons. The coding region runs from base 533 to 2011 and encodes 492 amino acids. Gene Ontology annotation, biological process: neurogenesis. Lineage: Eukaryota; Metazoa; Cnidaria; Hydrozoa; Anthoathecata; Hydractiniidae.
CACAAAGAAGUUAGUUAACAGUAUGAAGUAAGGUUAAGUGACACCAGUUUAAUGUUAUUUAGCUGAAGUGACUAAUUUGACUAAAAAUUUAGUUAGUAAAAAGUAACUAAAUUUUGCAGGUGCAAGAAGUUAUUAAUUUUACUAGCUAAUAAAAUGGUUCCAGAAUUUCUUAGCAUUUUUUUACUGAUAAGAUGCUACGGCAGCUACUGACAACUAAGUAACCGCAAUACAAGUAUGUCCCAUAAGAAAGAAUUUGUUUGGGGGGAGGGAGAAAAAGCGGGAGGCAAUGUUGCGCUUGUUAGACUUUUAGGUUCACGGGCCCCAAAUACAAGGGUCUCAGGUCUUAUUUUCUCAGUUAAUAUGAUUUGAUUUGAAAGAAAACAUUCGACAUGGAAGUAAGAAAAUGUAGGUGCUCUUCAGCUCGCCACCUGGAUUUUUGUCAAUUUCGUAAGGGAAUAGUCGAUGGUGUAUUUAUUUAAUGUAAGCUUAGGCUGAAUGUGUGCUGGAGUAUUUUAGGAACAAGUUACUUGUAAUGCCUAACGCACUUUUACCACAAAAUCUGAACAGACAAAGACAAUUACAACUUUAUCAACAAGAUCAAGUCCUACCACUCCAACAAAAUAUAGCUAGAGCCCUUGUUAUUGUGGAAGAACCAGAUAAUGAAGGUGUGGAAAAUAUCCAUUUAAAUCCAAUACAAAAUAGUGGUAGUCACAACUGGCAAUCUUCACAUGGUACAGUAAAAGAUCGAAUUUUGUUUUUAUUCAAUAAUGAAGUUUUAAGUGAUAUUCAUUUUGUUUUGGGAAAAGGGACUUCAGAGCAGCAGUGUAUCCCUGCUCACAAAUUUGUAUUGUCUAUUGGGAGUGUUGUGUUUGAUGCUAUGUUCAAUGGUGGAUUUUCUUCUGAGCAGUACAGUGAAAUAAACAUACCAGAUAUCGAACCAGCAUCCUUUUUAUCACUUUUAAGAUUUCUUUAUACUGACGAAGUCUCCAUUGGCCCAGACACUGUAAUGAGUACUUUGUAUGCUGCAAAGAAAUAUGCAGUUCCAACAUUAGAAAAAAGAUGUGUUGAGUUUUUAAAGAGCAACUUAGGACCAGAUAAUGCUUUUACUUUACUUUCACAAGCUAGACUUUUUGAUGAACCACAACUAGCUGAAAUGUGCCUAGCAUGCAUUGAUAAAUUUACUGUGGAUUCCUUAACUGCUGAAGGCUUUACUGAUAUUGAUGUGGGAACGUUAAAAUCUAUUCUUGAAAGGGAUUCAUUAAGUGCAAGAGAGAGUCAGCUGUUUGAAGCUGCUGUCCGUUGGGCUGACCAUGAAUGCAGACGACAAGACAUUGCUAAUUCUUGCAUCAACAAAAGAAAGGUGUUAGAAGAUGCGCUUUACUUGAUCCGUUUUCCACUAAUGACAUUAGAAGAAUUCGCAAAUCUUGUGGCACAAUCUGGCAUAUUGACUGAUAAAGAACUUGUAAAUUUGUUUCUUCAUUUUACUGUAAAUCCCAAACCCACUGUUAAAUUUCCGGAUCGUCCAAGACGAUGUUUAACUGGGAAAGAAAAGUCUGUUGUGCGAUUCUCAAAAACUGAAGCUAGAUGGGGAUAUAGUGGAACAAGUGAUCGAAUUAAGUUCAUUGUUAAUCGCCACAUCUUCGUUGUGGGUUUAGGCUUGUAUGGAUCAAUAAAUGUUCCCACAGAUUACGAAGUUAGCAUCCAAAUUAUAAAUUCAGAGACCGGCGUGGUUAUAGGGCAUAAUGAUACUGCCUUUAGUUGUGAUGGUACUGAUGCAUUAAAUCGUGUUAUGUUUAAAGAACCAAUUGAAAUUAUGCCUAAUGUGAGUUACACCGCUUGUGGAACAUUAAAAGGACCUGACUCAUACUAUGGAACAAAAGGUUUAAAAAAAGUUGUAAUUGAGUUGCCAAAUCGUGAAAAAGUAGAAUUCAAAUUUUCUUAUGCAGCAGGGAAUAAUAACGGAACAUCUGUGGAGGAUGGCCAAAUCCCAGAAAUUAUAUUUUAUACAUAAACAUGAAGUAUAAAAAAGGUAUACCAGUCCUAUAGUUUUCCAUCACCAUGCAGCUAGAUGAAUAUAAGUGGUUUCACCUGUUUUGUCAGCAUGUUUGCAUAGUGCGUAAAUUAGCGUGAUUACUGCUAGAAAUAAAUAUAUAUAUUUUUCAAAUUUAUGUGUUGAUAAUUGUACUUUUUUUUUAAUUUGCCACCACAAUGUCUUUAUUUACAAUUAUGUUGAAAUUGAUAUAAAGAACUUUAUUAAUAAUAAUGCAGUUAUGCAAUUUAAGAAUCUAAAUAUCAUUUGUAUUGCUCAAUAUUAUUUUCACCGUUUUUGUAUGUAUUUAAAAUAUCCAGGCAGACUAAUUUUGUAUCCUUUGUAUAGCCUUCAGAGUAUUUUUUUUUUGUUUUUCUCUAGAUAUUUUUUUUAAGCCUAUAUGUGACUUAAUAAUGUGUGAAAGAUAUUUCAUUAAGGGUCUUAUUGUAACUGAGAUAUUUACGCUUUUAGAGAUAUUUAUAACAUAGAAUUGUUCCUUUAGACUAUAAAUUCUUCGCUAUGUACUGAAACGAAUACUUUUUAGGUUGUUAGAAAUAACCUUCAUAGGAAAAGGAUAGGAGAAAUCGCUUUCCUGAGACAGAUAUACACUAUUUGUCUACUUCCAUGGGUAUAAAUAAUUAUUUGAGGAAACAUGUACAGACUCAACUUAUUAAAACCUUUCAUAUUGUCUUUAAUUUAUCUUUGUUUUUUUUUUUGCUUUCUUUUUUUUCCUUUCUUCUUUUUUCCCCUAAAAAUGACCCUUGAUCUUGGAUUUAGGAAAAUUUAACUGUACUUUAUUGGGAGUAAUUUUCCCUGCUCCCGUUUAGUAGCUGACGUGAAUUUUUUUUAUUUCAAAAAUUUAGUGGAUUGCCCUAUUUUUCUUAUUUAUCUAGCACAAUUUACAAAAAAGCUGGAAAAUGAAUAAUUCCUUACAUUGAAUAAUGCCUUGCAGAUUAUUCGUGACAUUGUAUAUACAUUGAAUGCGUAAAUAAUUCACUUGAAAUUGACCUCCAAAACGCCAACAAUAGCAGAUCUCUUUUCAAUUUUUUUUACUUCUUCCCUACCAUUUUAGUCAAGCAAUUCCCACCCCUGCUAUUAGACAAUGAGAAAAGCUGUGGUGGUCGGCAAAACUAAAAAACAAAUAUAUGUUAAUUUUUUUUUAGAUUUUGUUUAUCUAAGUGGUUCCACUUCAGUGAUGUGAGCCAAAAACACCAAACCAAAAUAAACAAAACAAACUUCGUGGUUGUCGGUAAACAAAUAUUAUUUGCAGGGAUUUAAUUUUGCACACUUUUGGAAAAUUAUGCAAAACGCUGCAAUAAAAUGUUUACCGCAAUAUAAAAAUCUUGUUUAUUGAUUUAAAACGUCAAAAUUUGGGGUUUGAUAGCCUUAUUUUUAAGGAACUGGAGGCACUGGGCAGUCCUUAAAAGCCGUAAGAAACUAACAGACCUUUCCUAAAAAAGAUAGAGAUAUCUGUUUCCAACACAACCUAAACGCUUUUUGCGUCAAGUUUUAGGCACUAAAUGUUUCCUCAAAACAUUAUUUCAAUUUUCAGAAAUAAAACUUUAUAUUUUGGGGGGCCCUUUUGUAACCCAUCAAAUUUGAACAUCAACAACCACCAGGGUAUUUAUGUUAUUAAAUAGUGCUCUGACUGUUACUAAAAAUUAUAAGAAAAAAAAUACAUUUUUCUUUUUUUACCGUUUUCUAUAAAUCACUAAAAAUAUGUACACUUGUUUAUCUUUUCAAAAAUAAUUUUAUCAUGAUCCUCCACUUUUAAACGCACCGUCUCAUAACAGCACACCUAAAUUAGGAGAAAUUAUUAAUAAGGGCCAGGGUGAUUAAUAGAUUUAGAAGGAGGCAUCUACAACAAAGAGCUACAAGAGCUUAAUUUCUGAUAGCUAAGCUACUAGCUAUUCUAUACGUCCAUGGGUUAUACAAAAACAGACAGGUCAGAAAAAGUUUGCAUAUAUGGCUAAAAAACGAUUAUUAUUUCCUGAGAAGUCUUGAUGUUCAAACUACAGCCUUCCAAACAACUACCUUAAGUGGAUAAAUUUUGGCGGGGAUUUAAUUUGGCGAAUACAAAGAAUGUUUAUUUUGGCGGGGAUUUAUUUUGGCGAAUGACACAAAGAAAUGAAUUUUGUCUCGAAAUGUUUAAUAAAAAAUAAGAAACGUAUAUAUAAACACAAGUUCAUUUUUGAGAGAAAAAAACAUUUUUCUUUUUUUCUUAAUUAAAAAAAAUACAUAUUUUUUUUAAUUUGGAGCGAAUUUAAUUUGGCGAACGGUAAAUUAUGUUAAAUUUGGCGAGUGUUUAAUUUGGCAAAUAGUCGGUUAUCUAAAUUUUGGCGGGUAUUUAAUUUGGCGAAAUUCGCCAAAUUUAAUCCUCGCCAAAAUUUAUCCACUUAAGGUAGUAUCAAGUUCUGUUCAUAUUAGCUAUACAAACCUUUCUACAAAAAUACCACCAUCAAGCCAACCGGAAAUUUGAGUGCUUUUUACAUUGGUGUUGGUUUAGCCGUGAAAACCCGAAUAUGUUGUUGUUGCGUCUGCGUUCACAAUACAAAACCUUUGCUGCAAAAAACGCAAAAGCAAAGAUAUUAAAACUUUGUUUGAUAUUGUGCGUUAAGCUUAUGCUUACGUCAAUGUUUGCGUCGAACGUGUUCACGCAGUCCUUUUCUGCUGUUUGUAGGCUAGUUUCAACACCGAAAGUAUUGGGAUCUGUUAUCAAAUUAAUGAUUUAUGUUUCUUUUUUGCAGUCUUGCCUAAAAUUUGCUAUCACAUUUUUAAAUGCGUUGUUCGAUUUUAAACAUUUUUUGUGGUCCCAGUGCAACCUCCUCUCCAGGACUAUUUGCUUCUCAACUGAUGGUUCUAGUAAAAGAUGCUGGGGUCGAGCUUGGUCCCGGGAGCCAUAUUUGAGUUCCGGUUGUUAGCAACACAGUGCUGUAACUCUAUUCUUUAGAGGUGUAUAACUUAUGGCAAAGAUUUUAUGGCAAAGAAAAAAACUUCGAGGGUGCUCAUAUGGAGAAAAAAUAGCCUGGCAAACCGGGGGCCUCGGUUGUCCGAGAUACAGCAGUAGUAUUUUUCCAGUGAAAAAUGCUUUGCGUUUAUAUUUAAGAAACAGCUCGUCUAACCGAGAUCUCGGCAUACUGGUACCGGAAUCUGGGUUUAGCGGGAUAAUUUUUUUCUUAAUAUGAACGCAAUUUCUGAGUUUUGUAUCACUCCCAUGGAUUACAAUUUUUUAAAGGAAUCAUCCUUGUAAUUUAAAUUUACUUUAGAUAUAACAAACAUCUGUGACUUUCUUCAGCCCGCCUAACCAAGCCGCCACACCAAAACAAACUGGGCCGUACCUGCUUUCCGUGGUUGUCAGUAAAAAAUAUUAUUUGCAAGAAUUUAUUUUGGUGAUUGGAGAGAAUACUAUUUUACAGGGACAAACUUUUGCAAAACGCUGUAAAACAUUUUCACCGCCAUAAUUUCCAUAAAUUACCUUGUUUAUUGAUAAGAACGUCCAAAUUGUAGGUUAGAUAGCCUAUUUUUAAGAAACUAGAGGGACUGGGCAGUCUUUAAAAACCGUAAAAAACCAACAAACCUUUUCAAAAAAGAGAGAAAUCUGUUCCCAACAAAACCUAAACGCUUUUUGCGUCAAGUUUUAAGCACUAAAUGUUUCCUCAAAAAAUUAUUUUAACUUAUAAAUAAAAAUAUAAAUAAAUAAAACUUCAUGUUUAAAAAUAAUUUUUAGGUUUUAGGUCCAAACCCUCCCUAAUUUUAUGUUGAUCCUUCACUUUUAAACGCACCCUCUCA